This is a messenger RNA of Zingiber officinale, 1488 nucleotides long. Its product is annotated as cyclin-dependent kinase inhibitor 5-like. NCBI's taxonomy places the organism in Eukaryota, Viridiplantae, Streptophyta, Magnoliopsida, Zingiberales, Zingiberaceae. Gene Ontology annotation, biological process: negative regulation of cyclin-dependent protein serine/threonine kinase activity. Gene Ontology annotation, molecular function: cyclin-dependent protein serine/threonine kinase inhibitor activity. The transcript is spliced from 3 exons. The coding region runs from base 676 to 1248 and encodes 190 amino acids. The record is from RefSeq and is a predicted model, not a curated record. Gene Ontology annotation, cellular component: nucleus.
GCAAGAGUUCAAUUGAUCUCCUGAAGCUUGUAUUAUUUAAUGCGCAGAUGGGUAUUGUAAUCCAUUGCGAAAGUGAUGGCCUUUGUUUGUGUUCGUCAGUAUCGCGUUGAGGUGACACUCCCACGAGGGAAUUAAGUACGUAGGAGUUCACGUGGGGAUUGUUAUGAAAAAUACCAUUUAGUUUUUUACAGCCUUGAGAUGAACUUAGUUGGACAGGCAAGCAGACGAAGAUCAGCAAACGCAGUUCCACUUGAUUCUUCCAAAAAUAACUUCCGAAGUGAGGAGAUGAGGAAAGAGAAAAGGCCAGAGGGUGUUGGUUCUUGCAGUGAAUCUCUCUGUUAAUGCUUUUGGUCUUUUGGGAAGAGAAUCCAAGGCUUUGGACGUCGAGCCAGUUCUUCCAGCUUUCAUAAAAUGUAUUUCCUGAAAUCACUGAUGAAUUGUAAAGUAAAAUGAUCGCCUUCAAGUAAAUAAACCUACCACGUAUCCAAGUUGAGGAACGAAUAGUGCAGUUUUAAAAGCAAGUUUCUCUCUUUUUCUCCCUGCAAAAUUACCUUUUGUUUUCCUUUUCAAUUCUCCUCUCGCCUACUUUUCCUCCUCCCCAUCCCCGGUGGCUUGGACAGAGACGCCACGGGGAGGUCUACGAGGAAAGAUAAGCUCUCCGGCGAGGUAUCGCUCAUGGAGGUUUCCCACCAUAGGGCCGCCCACGGGGGUUGUACACGAGACCGGAGCCUAGCGCCCUCCGCCACGGUGGACUCAUCGCUGGCUUACCUCGAGCUCCGGAGCCGCCGCCUCUCCAAGCUCCCUCUUCCAUCAGCUGACUCACGCGAGAUUUCUACUAAAUCCCAUCGUUCUAAAGCUACUAGCUUGGAGCGAGCUAACCGAAGUCUGAGGAAGGGUUCAGAGUCGAUCACCGCCUCCGACAAGCGCGAGGAAGCAGGGGAAGCAACAGAGGCAGAAGUCGAUGCGGUGCCGGACUUGGAAGUGUCGUUUGCGGAGAACAUUCAUAGUGUCCAAGACACUGAAAGGAGCUCCAGGAUCAUAAGAACUCAAGGUUCUACAGCCAGACCUACCACUUCAGCUUUGCAUACCGUGUGCCAGCGCUUUCCGACGCAGCAAGACAUGGACGAGUUCUUUGCUAACAUCGAGCAGCAUCACCAACGAAAUCUAAAAGAGAAGUACAAUUUUGACUUUGUUAAUGAGAACCCGCUCCCUGGCCGGUACGAGUGGGUGAGACCCGACUGCUUUUAGUUAUCGGAUCUUCUUCACUGCCGCUUUUUCUGGAACUCAGAUGACUGUCUGAUGUUGUUCCACUUCCAGUCUUCUUUGUUUGAUUCGAUGAUCGAUUGAAGUUCGCUUGUUCAAUGUGAAGGUAUGCAUGCAUCUUAUAGAGCUGGCGAAACAUGUUGGAAAAAGAUUUGGUCAGCAUGAGAACAUGUUGUGUGUUGAAUGCUCAUGUUGAAUCUCUGUUAAUUGAUCCCUGUUUUGUCA